AGGUACCAAAGGCAAGCAAAUGCUUCGUAGCGGCUUGCUUUUCGCCUUCUUCGGCCUGGUGGCCGGACAGGCGAAAUACUGUGAACCGGUUGCCCCCGGAUCUGUACACGAUUUCAGCGCCACGCUUCUUGACGGUAGUGACACCGUGAACUUUGCUGACUACGCCGGCAAACAAGAACCAGGAGCAAACGCAACUGAAAUCUACAAUGCUUUGGCUAAUGUGAGGCCUGGUGGGGGCUUUGUCCCCAAUUUCCAGCUCUUCGCCAAAAGCGAAGUGAAUGGACCCAACGCUUCUGCCCUCUACAAAUAUCUCAAGGGAGAAUGCCAGUCGCCUCUGGAACCUUUCCUCGAUAAGCUCAGAUUGGCGUAUGACUCCCUCAACAGUAGGGAUAUCCGCUGGAAUUUCGAGAAGUUCCUCAUCGAUCGGGAUGGCAAACCGUAUGCUCGGUUCGCCCCGUACACAAUCCCAGAAGACAUCCCACCAUUCAUAGAGGAAUUGCUCGCUCUCGACUCCGAGACAAAACGCCAUCAAUCUCCUCUUCUCAGCUUGUAAAGCUAUUUGACGCAAAACGGAGUCUGAAAAUUUAAUUUUGAAUCAGUGCGUAGAGGUUGAGCAUUUUUUCCGGGUGAGGAAUGAAAAGCGCUGGUUGUUACCGAUGAAUGAAUGGAUCUCCUUAAACCGCGUGGUUGGAGAUCCUGGAUGUUUCGGAAAACAUCGUUACCUGUAGUGUUCAUGCAGCACGUUCACUCUACAGGCAGCGCUUUCUGUUGUAGGUAAUGCGAGCACUGUUUCAUUCUUCCUUGGAAAAGUUGCGAAAUACAUUUCAACAUGCAUA
This is a messenger RNA of Notodromas monacha, 836 nucleotides long. The record is from the annotation of a GenBank genome assembly. NCBI's taxonomy places the organism in Eukaryota, Metazoa, Arthropoda, Ostracoda, Podocopida, Cyprididae.